CCGACGAAAAUUGGUUUUCCAGCUGAAGAUACAAGGUUGACAUAGUUGUUAUUUACGUGUUGGGUCGUCUGCCGCUAUCAAGAAAACGAAACAAAAAGAACAUUGAUUAAUUUGUGGAAUGAAAUGGAAGUUUUGUCUACAUUAGAACGCAAAACUCCGAUAAAAUAUCCAGUAGGAGUUGGUCUUAGACCAUUUGUAAAGCCGGAAUGUUUACAUGCACGUCCGGGUGAUUUGAUAGAAAUUGAUCGCACAAUUUUCGCAGAAUGGGGUUUGUAUUUUGGAAAAGGAGAAGUUGUCUUAUUGGGUGGCGAUUUAAUGACAGGAAGAACAACCUCCACUAAAGUCGUUAAAAGAAAAUUAUUAGACAUGGGAAACGUCCUUGUGCGCGUGAACAAUAAGAAAGUACCUGCAAAAAAUCGUUCUCUUGUGUCAUUAAAGGCAAAGACAAUCAUUCAAAAUGUGAACAAACUAAUUGGAAAGACAGUUGAUUAUAACAUUUUAAGUAGAAACUCAGAACAUUAUGUUACAGAAUGGAAAUAUGGGCAUGGCUGGAGUGAUCAGUCAAGAAUGGCUCUUCAAUCCAUGACAAUAUUUUCUACGCCACCUUCACCAAAAGAUGCCGGUAUUGCUCAUGAAAAACUGUCAGAAAGUAUAAAGAGUAUCCUACAAACACAGAACUCUAUUGAAGAUCUACAGUCUCCUAGUGCGGGAACUUGAAGUCCAUACUAUUUUUACUCUAUUGGGAGUUUACUGCAAACACAAGUUACGUGCAGAGAAUGAGAUGUCGGGUGCUCUGGUAAAGAUACCAGAAGUCCAUUUAUCAAACUGUUUGAACUUUUUAAAUAAGGAGUUUACUACAUCAAUGACAUUAUUAUUUCAACACUAAA
Molecule: messenger RNA, 887 nt
Organism: Mytilus californianus (California mussel)
Lineage: Eukaryota; Metazoa; Mollusca; Bivalvia; Mytilida; Mytilidae
Product: phospholipase A and acyltransferase 3-like
Exons: 2
Coding region: 124-717 (197 amino acids)
Biological process (GO): N-acylphosphatidylethanolamine metabolic process
Cellular component (GO): cytoplasm
Molecular function (GO): glycerophospholipid phospholipase A1 activity; A2-type glycerophospholipase activity
Source: RefSeq, a predicted model, not a curated record